Molecule: messenger RNA, 1785 nt
Organism: Aureobasidium melanogenum CBS 110374
Lineage: Eukaryota; Fungi; Ascomycota; Dothideomycetes; Dothideales; Saccotheciaceae
Product: glycoside hydrolase
Exons: 3
Coding region: 1-1785 (594 amino acids)
Biological process (GO): carbohydrate metabolic process
Molecular function (GO): beta-glucosidase activity
Source: RefSeq, a predicted model, not a curated record
AUGUUGGAACUAGCACUCUUCCUUGGAUUGGCAGCUGCCGCUCCGGGCUCGUCUGUCAACACGACCUCUCGUGCUCCGAGCCUCUCUUCUGAGGCCAUCACUCUGGGCCUCUCGUCACUUUCGAACUAUACAUACACCAGUUAUCCCUCACAGACGGCCACUCCUACCACGAGUGGGCAGUCCAUUCCGACUGACUAUUCUGAACAAGCAUGGUCGAUGCUCUGGGAUCAGGUCGGCCCUGUAUCUACAGCCUCCAUAAACUACACUGUUUCACCUACGCCCGAGGCAACUCCAGUACCUCCUCCGUAUGGCUUCUCAUCUCAGGUCACCACGGGCAAUUUGAGCUCUUACCAACUCCCUUCUGAUUUCGUGUGGGGAGUUGCUAGCGCUGCCUACCAAGUUGAGGGUGCCGCGAUGGCCGAAGGACGAGGUCCCUCAAUCUGGGAUCUUCUAUCUCAUCGCGUCCCGGGUUAUGUUGCGGAUCACGAAACCGGCGACAUUACGGAUCUGGACUACUACUUGUAUCCCCAGGAUAUCCUGCGUCUUAAGGCUUUUAACAUCCCAUACUAUUCUUUCUCCAUCUCUUGGAGCAGAAUUUUCCCCUUCGGUCGUGGUUAUGUCAACGAACAAGGACUUGCUCACUACGACGAUGUCAUUCAGAGACUUGUUGAAGCAGGCAUUAAGCCAAUCAUCACUCUGUUCCAUUGGGACACUCCCCUUGCUCUUAUGAACGACUACAACGGUUGGGUGUCUGAAGAGAUUCAGGCAGACUUUUUGGCAUAUGCACAACUCGUCAUCAGUCGUUAUGACAAGUACGUUCCUAUCUGGAUCACAGUGAACGAACCUCAGGUCUUCUGCGGCGAUGAGUACCCUGGUUUCCCCUCAGGCUAUUGGCCACAACAUGGUGUCACUGGCCUGCGUGCACAGUACUACUGUGGUCACAAUGUGCUAUUGUCUCACGCAGCAGUCGUGGACUGGUACAGAAAUGAAUUCAAGGGUACUGGCCGUAUCACCUUCAAGAACUCGGCAAACAACUACAUCGGUAACACCACGUCUGCUGCCGACACCGCCGCUGUUGCUCGCGGAAACGAUUUCCAGUUGGGCUGGUUCAACUCCCCCGUUUGGCAGACCGGAGACUACCCAGCUUCGCUGAGAGACACUCUAGGUGACUUGCUUCCUCACUUCACUGCUGCCCAAAGCGCAAUGAUUCUUGGCUCUUGCGACUUCUUCGCCAUCGACGGAUACACGACCGAUGUGAUCGCUGCCUUGCCUGAGGGGACCGCUGCCUGUGCUUCUAACUCUAGCGACCCUAACUACCCGACUUGCGUUACCCAGUCUCAAGUCACAGCUUCUGGUUGGGAUGUUGGAUUUGCUGCCGAUCUCGGCGCCUCCUGGCUCAAGUCGGACCCUACUGGUCUUCGCACCUUCCUCAACUACCUACAAAAGACAUACACCGGACCCAAGGGCAAAGACAUUGUCCUCUCUGAAUUUGGCUUUGCUGAGCCUGGCGAGAACAACUUCACUACUCUUCAAGAUGCCACCUACGAUCAGUUGAGAGUCGACUACUUUGCUGGUUACCUGAACAACUUGUUGGCUGCCAAGGUCGAGGACAAUGUCAAUAUUACUGGCGCCAUUGCCUGGGGUAUUUUUGACAACUUCGAGUGGAGCAGUGGAUUGAGCACGAGAUUUGGUUUGCAAUACGUCAACUACACCACCUUUGCUAGGACACCCAAGGCUUCCAUGUUUACUUUCACGGACUUCUUCAAGCAACACGGGUUCAGAUAG